AUGAAACCUCGUUCAAAAGUUGGCGCGUACGAGCGCGUGCGGUGUACUCAUCGCGGCGCGUUCAGUUAUCAACUGCAGGUGAGCAGCGGCAGGUACGGCCGAUGCGAGAGGCUGGGCGCGUUUGGCGCCGAAUGCGAGCGUCAGCACACGGCCGACUUGGGACCCGCGGGCGCGCCGUCGACACUCGACAGUCGUCGC
Iphiclides podalirius (scarce swallowtail) is the source of this 198-nucleotide messenger RNA. The record is from the annotation of a GenBank genome assembly. Lineage: Eukaryota; Metazoa; Arthropoda; Insecta; Lepidoptera; Papilionidae.